Molecule: messenger RNA, 330 nt
Organism: Lactuca virosa
Lineage: Eukaryota; Viridiplantae; Streptophyta; Magnoliopsida; Asterales; Asteraceae
Source: the annotation of a GenBank genome assembly
AUGCCUCCCCAUCAAAAUCCGUCCACCGAUGUCACACCGCCAAGUAUCCGCGAGCAACUCUCCACACUCAUCGCUAUUUCUGCCGCUAAUGUUCGCCGUCUUGAUGCAAUUAUCACACAAAUGGCCACUGUCAACAUCCUCAUCGACAUUCAAACCGAGACCAUGGCCAAACUCAUCCCGCAUCCACCUCCGUUGCCACCAUCGAAUCAGCAACCAAGGUCGCCGCCGCCGACAUCCACACCGCCACUGCCGCCGCCACAACAAUCGUUACUGCCACCGCCGCCGCCACUAUCUUGUGAAAACCAUAAACAAUAUUGGCUAACCUUUUAG